AUGGCGGAAGCACUCGGCGUUGCAUCCAGCGUCAUUGCUGUGGUCGAAUUAUCUGAAAAAGUAUUUUCCCUAUGCCUAAAAUACGUCGGACAGGUGAAGAACGCCGAGAAUGAUAUUCAAAGACUACGCAAUAAAGUUAACGGUUUUUUGGAUACCGCCAUAAAGCUCCAGGACCUCGUUAAAGGACCUCGUGGCAAUGAGUUGAAAGCAUUGCAACACUUCAAGUCUACGAUAGAAGACAGUCGCUUGAAGCUGGAAAACCUCGAGAAACAGCUUCAGCUUUCGACUAGUCGAAAGGGGAUGAGCUUUUUCACUAUAUGCGCACACAAAUGGGCAUUUGAAAGCAAAGAAGUUAACGAAAUCGUUGAGGAUCUCGAACGUUGCAGAGGCACUAUUUCUUCAGCGUUGACUAUCGAUCAGACCACGAUCCUCCAGAACGUGAAUGACCGAACUACGCUUAACCAAUUACCCAUUGCACACGGUGCCUCUUUUGACUCCAAGGCAGAAGAACACAACCCGACUUGCCUGCCCGACACCCGCGAAAAGCUCCUCAAAGAAAUAGACCGCUGGAUUGACGACCCUGGGUCGAAGACGAUCUUCUGGCUGAAUGGAAUGGCGGGAACGGGAAAGUCGACUAUCUCGCGGACUAUUGCUAGAAGGCGAUCUAAGCGAGGUGAUCUCGGUGCCAGCUUUUUCUUCAAGAGAGGAGAGAUGGACCGAGGCAACCUCAACAAAUUGAUGUCCACUCUAGCCUACCAACUGGCUUUCAACAUUCAAGGAGCUGCUUUCUUCACCAAGAAGACCCUUGAUGACAAUCCAGCCAUUAUAGAAAAGUCGGCAAGAGAGCAGUUCCAAAAGCUCAUCCAGGAACCGCUGUCCGGGGCAGCAGCAUCGGUGAAGGUGUUGUCGCCGAUCGUGAUCGUGAUAGAUGCCUUGGACGAGUGUGAUCAAGAGGCUGAUGCCAGGUCGCUGAUAAAAAUUCUCUCGCAAGCCAAAACUCCGCUUCCUCACCUCAGGGUGUUCGUGACGAGCAGGCCGGAGCUUCCCAUUCGGUUGGGAUUCAGUCAGGUGCAGGACUCCUACCAGGACUUAGUUCUACAUGACAUCCCACCAGAAAGUGUCGAGCACGAUAUAGUUGUGUUCUUGGAUGCCGAGUUUGAGAAGAUCCGAAACGAUUUCAACACGACUGUUGGCGAUGAAAGGAAGCUGCCUCCGGAUUGGCCAGGCAGCCCAAUUGUACAGACUCUUGCGCAGAUGGCUGUACCGCUCUUCAUCUUUGCAGCUACUGUUUGUCGUUUUGUCGGUGAUUCCCGACGGAGGAAUCCUCGAACACGAUUGCAGACGGUGCUGGAUCAAGAGGGGACAAAUCAUGGGUCGCGACUCGAGCAAACCUACACACCGAUUUUACACUCACAGAUCGCCGAACUGCCAAAGAAAGAGAGAGAUGAGGUGAUCAAAGACUUCAAAGUGAUUGUCGGCAGUAUCGUUACCCUUGCGAGUCCUCUAUCGGUGACAGCACUUUCACGAUUGAUCGACGUUCUACCUGACACUGUAGACGAAAGAUUAGAUGCGCUGCAUUCGGUAUUGAGCAUCCCGCUCGAACGAGCAAUGCCUGUACGGCUGCUGCACUUGUCGUUCCGAGACUAUCUUGUUGACCGAGGCAGUAAAGCAACAUCGGAUUUUUGGGUAGAUGAAAAGCUUACGCACCGAAGGCUAGCAAAACACUGCUUGCGUGUCAUGCGUGGCGCUCUUCGGAAGAACAUAUGCGGCCUAUCUUUUCCCGGUAUGCGUCGAUCUGUGGUGGACCUUGAGCAACUGGAGAAAAGUAUACCUUCACAAGUCCAAUAUGCUUGCAUGCACUGGGCUUAUCAUCACACCGAGGGUGACUCCAGGCCAGACGAUGGUGAGGAAAUUUAUAACUUUUUGACGACAAAGUUUCUGCAUUGGGUGGAAGCGAUGAGUCUACUGGGGCGAGCCAAGGAAUGCCUGGACUCACUUAGGUUACUAGCCCGAUGGGUAGAGAACCGAGAAGACUCGAGGCUGUCGACUUUUGUGGCUGAUGCAGUGCGGUUUGUUCAGACCUACUUUUCCGUAAUAGCCGAAGCGCCGCUGCAGAUUUAUUGCUGUCUGGCUUUUACACCAAGCAAGAGUGUUGUGCGAAUGAGAUUUGAAUAUGCUAUUCCGAGAUGGAUAAGCGCGUUGCCGAAGGUUGAGGCAAACUGGGAUGCGUGCUUGUUGACUCUAGAGGGCCAUACCGGCCAUAUCUACUCGGUGGUGUUCUCGCACGACUCGAAAAAGGUGGCAUCAGGCUCUGAUGACAAGACGAUACGGAUCUGGGAUGCCGAGACGGGCGAGUGCGAGCGAGAGCUGAAGGGCCAUACCGAGUAUAUCAGCUCGGUGGUGUUCUCGCACGACUCGAAAAAGGUGGCAUCAAGCUCUGGGGACGAGACGAUACGGAUCUGGGAUGCCGAGACGGGCAAGUGCUUGUUGACUCUAGAGGACCAUACCGGCCAUAUCUACUCGGUGGUGUUCUCGCACGACUCGAAAAAGGUGGCAUCAAGCUCUGGGGGCGAGACGAUACGGAUCUGGGAUGCCGAGACGGGCAAGUGCUUGUUGACUCUAGAGGGCCAUAUCAACCAAAGCUACUUGGUGGUGUUCUCGCACGACUUGAAAAAGGUGGCAUCAUGCUCUAGGGACGAGACGAUACGGAUCUGGGAUGCCGAGACGGGCAAGUGCUUGUUGACUCUAGAGGGCCAUAUCAACCAAAACUACUUGGUGGUGUUCUCGCACGACUCGAAAAAGGUGGCAUCAUGCUCUAGGGACGAGACGAUACGGAUCUGGGAUGCCGAGACGGGCAAGUGCUUGUUGACUCUAGAGGACCAUACCGGCCAUAUCCACUCGGUGGUGUUCUCGCACGACUCGAAAAAGGUGGCAUCAGGCUCUGAUGACAAGACGAUACGGAUCUGGGAUGCCGAGACGGGCAAGUGCUUGUUGACUCUAGAGGACCAUACCGGCCAUAUCUACUCGGUGGUGUUCUCGCACGACUCGAAAAAGGUGGCAUCGGGCUCUGGGGAUGAGACGAUACGGAUCUGGGAUGCCGAGACGGGCAAGUGCGAGCGAGAGCUGAAGGGCCAUAUCAGCAAUGUCAACUCGGUGGUGUUCUCGCACGACUUGAAAAAGGUGGCAUCAGGCUCUGAUGACGAGACGAUACGGAUCUGGGAUGCCGAGACGGGCAAGUGCUUGUUGACUCUAGGGGACCAUACCGGCUGGGUCGUCUCGGUGGUGUUCUCGCACGACUCGAAAAAGGUGGCAUCAAGCUCUGAUGACGGGACGAUACGGAUCUGGGAUGCCGAGACGGGCGAGUGCGGAGACCUCGUAUCAUUGCAUGCAGGUGUUCUAUCUUUUACGCUUGAUGGGCGUGGCAUUGUCACAGACUGGUACAUUUCCCCUGACAUGCAGCUCACAAUUUCGCCCCGGUUCUGCUAUGCCGUGGCAAUCUUCGCAUGCCCCGAUGCUUGCCUGCACAGGCAGCACCUGGGUCACGGCGGCCGGAAAGGACUUGCUCUGGCUGCCUCCCGGAUGCCGCGGCGGAGAAGUAGCUGUUUCGGGAAGCGGAGUUGUGAUAGGUUGCCUAUCAGGAAGAGUCUUGGUAUUGGGGAUUUCUAUGGCGGACAUGGAGCAGUGGAUGGAUACAACUACUGA
This is a messenger RNA of Fusarium poae, 3702 nucleotides long. RefSeq lists its product as uncharacterized. The transcript is spliced from 3 exons. NCBI's taxonomy places the organism in Eukaryota, Fungi, Ascomycota, Sordariomycetes, Hypocreales, Nectriaceae. The record is from RefSeq and is a predicted model, not a curated record. The coding region runs from base 1 to 3702 and encodes 1233 amino acids. Gene Ontology annotation, molecular function: protein binding.